This is a messenger RNA of Papilio polytes (common Mormon), 2598 nucleotides long. Its product is annotated as anoctamin-9-like. The coding region runs from base 34 to 2094 and encodes 686 amino acids. The transcript is spliced from 17 exons. The record is from RefSeq and is a predicted model, not a curated record. Gene Ontology annotation, molecular function: protein dimerization activity; chloride channel activity. Lineage: Eukaryota; Metazoa; Arthropoda; Insecta; Lepidoptera; Papilionidae. Gene Ontology annotation, biological process: chloride transmembrane transport.
AAAAGAUAAAAACCUGUAACCAAACCUUUGUUCAUGAAGGAAGCAGAAAACGGUGCAACGUCAGAUUCAAACGACAGUACUUUGCCUCUAAAGAAUAAUGCAGGACGAACAUUCAGAGAUGGCGUUCGUAAAAUUGAUCUGAUCCUGGUUGUGAAAGAUGAGGAAAACAUCAUAAGUGACAUCAUGAAAAAUAAUUUUCUCACCAACAUUGUUAAAACUGGAUUUGAAAUUGAAUUUGAAAAUGGUGUAUUGCCAAUACACAGGAAUCUAGUAUUUUUUAAAAUACAUUGCCCGAGUGAUGUUCUCAAUAAUUUGGGAAAAGCUUUUGGAGUAAAAUGCGUUCAGAGUGCUCGAUUCGAACACAUAAUGUCACACAAAGAACGCGAGUGGUUAAAUUUAAUAAGAAAGGAGUACACACAACCAUUACAAUACUCGAGCUUGGAGAGAAGCCUCGUAGUUUAUAUGGCAUUGCUGAACGUUCCAUUUGGAGACAGACAAAACUACAUAGGGCUGGAAAGGCUAAUGAAACGCAAUAUUGUGGUAGAUGCAUACGCGUUGCAUGACGGACCGUACUACAUUCCACAAGACGCUUCUAGAAUUAAUGCUCGUCAGAUCCUGUUUUAUAAUUGGGCCGGUACGACAAAUAUGUUUACCAGACAGCCAUUAACCCUGGUGCAUGAAUACUUUGGACUGAAGGUUGCCCUGUACUUCGCUUAUUACGGACUUUACAAUAUUUUUCUAGCAAUUGUAUCCAUAGUGGCUCUUUUAACAUUCUUCUUAGCUAUAUAUUUUAAUGACGCCUACAUGGAUUUGAGGGCACCGAUUUGUGAAAAUAUGCGUACUCUAGGGAUUGUCGUUGUUUGCUUUGAACCUCCAACUUUCAUAUGUUAUUUAUACUAUAUAUCUAGCUUUUGUAAAUGGUAUACAAUGGAUAUUUUAUUCAAUAAUAAGUAUACACCGUACUUUGCAACAUUCCUCCUUCUCUGGGGUAUGUUUUUCUCAGCUUACUGGUUUGGAAAUGAAAAAUAUUUGAACUGGAUAUGGGAAGCGCAUAAUAAAGACUACAAUAGUAAACAAAUAAGACCAGACUUCGAGGUUUUAGAAAAAACACAAAAAUCAAAUAAAACGGGCAUUGUUGUUGUCAAACAUCGUGAUUCUAAAUUUAUAAUCUCAUUAUGUUAUAUUGGUAUCAUUUUAUUGGAUGUAUUAGUUUUUGCUGUCUUUACACAUCGAAAAACGAUGUUUAAAUUGAUACCAGACAAAAUUGCUUUGGUAACCAUUUAUCUCACGAUUGGUUUCGUCAUAGCUCUCUACAUCGUUGAUCUCAUUCAUAGAAAGGUUGCCACUUAUAUUGUUCGAUUGGAAAAUCAUAAAACAUACGUAUCGUAUAGCCGGUCCCUUGCAAAACACAUCUAUGUAAUGUGUUUCUCUCUGCCUAUGAUAAUAAUUGGAUACUAUGGAUUUCAGACGGCAGUUUUUGAAUUUCUACUGUGGCGCGGUUACAAACAAAAUUUGCAGCAUCUAUUGGACAAUACGUGUGGGAUGAGGUCGUGCAGCAACAUUCUUACCAUUUCAUUUACAAUUGUCCUGCUUCUAAGAUUUGGCAUAUUAAGAAAAUUAUCACUUUACUCAAGUGUGACUGAUUAUAAUCAACGUGAAAUAGUAGAAAACGUUCCAUGCUGGGAGAGAGAAUUCGUUUUACCUCGAUUUAAUGAAAAUGUUUUAGCAAGCAAAAUGGCAACUCUUGUAACGCAGUUCACCUUGAUAAUCGCCUUUGGUUUUUCAUGUCCACCCGCAAUAUUAAUUGUAUUGCUGUUCAACAUCUACCACAUCAGGCGCGACGCAACAUUAUUUACACUUCACUAUCAAAGACCAUUGCUUUUGAGAAACAAAGCCUUUAACGUAUGGACUGAAAUUUUGAAACUAAUGGUUUAUUUAGCCAUCAUUGUAAACGUUGUAUCACUAGUAUGCUCCACAGACUUUAUCGAAACAUAUUUACGUGUGCGCAGAAUGCCGCCAUUUCAUUCGCUUGAUGAAUUUCUUAAGAGCUUUUAUGUCCGCGUUCUACUAGUACCGGUAUUAGAAAAGGGCUAAAAGGAGAGGGAAAUGAUUAGAUUAGCUAAAAUAUGAACUUGGGUGACACAUAAACAUUGUUGAAACAAGAUUCUUACUAGAGCAGCAUGUUAAUGUUUCUCAGGGGACCUCUACAUUGAAGGGAUAGUCAAUGACAGUGCUAGCAAGUGCAUAAAAAAACAAUCUGUGUCUUAGCUAGUUCGCAUCUAUAGUGUGUCUAAAUAAGAUAGAUUAGUUUGAUAAAUGACGCACAUGAAGUAUCGAAUUCAAAUUGUAUGAAGUUAAAUGCUGUACUUAAUAGACAGGUAUCGUAGUGAUGAAACAAACACACAUAGCGAAUAAAUAUGAACUAUCGAUAUUUGGUUUAAAUAAUUAUCGAACUCGACUAAAAUUAUUAUUUUCUUAUCAACUAAUUUAGAGGACAAUUCUGGUAUUGAGUAUAGUAUAGAGAAGAGCGAUGACAAUAGUAGUAGCGAAAUCCAAUUCGAUUACGUACAGCUGCAGUAGUAUUAAAUAUUUAUUAAC